AGAGAGCAGUUUGUUUCUGCCUAUGGUUUGAACAACCAAACCUCUCUCAUCAGCUUCAUCACAGCCAACAUUCCAUUAAUUGUGCUGACAUCACCUUAUUUACAGCCUUCUGUCCAAGAAAGGGAGUUAUGUUAGGGUCAAAUGAUGAGAUAAGGGGCUGGAGGGAAAGCCUCCUCUGUAAGAAACAUCCCCGUCCAUCUGAUGUCCACGUUUCUGUGGGCCUGGGGGAUGUACCCUGACAUCUGAGGGAGGAUGCACACGGACCCUCCUAAGGAAUCCCAUGUCCAGCUGACCGAGACCACAAAUCCCAUACACAAAAUCCACCUUCAGCAAAUCUCACUGGAGAUUGAGGAAUGCUGCAGUAUUCAGAAUCAGGGUAUAGGAGGUUCAGCCCUACUGGUUAAAACACAAGGUCAAAUACAAAAACCACCCUUCCCUCUGUAACUUCUCUUUGUGUAAACGUUUGCCAUGAGAAAUAUUAACAAAUAUGGACUUUCAUCAGAAAAGGAGAAGUGUAGUUCUAGAUGUCAAAACCAGAGAUUUCUGACCACAUACCUGAUCAUUACUAAUAGCACAACCUACCCAAACCAAAGCCAUUGGUGAAACACAAAUUACUUUCCAUCUGCAAGGAACAGUACAAUUGGAGUGUUUGGGGCUGCAUGUUGAGAGAAUGAGGUAUGAGAAAGAUGAAAAAAUAAUCACUGACAGCUGACCGAGUGGAGAGCUGAGCUUGGUGCUGCUCGAGGUGCUCUCCAUUCCCACGCAGCCAUUCUCUGACCUGCAGCCCCAGCUGCCACCUGAUGGAAGGUGGAAUCACAGCCAAAGCAGAGUGCAGAUGACAGUUGCAUAGCAACUAAGGGGAUGGAGAACCAGGGCUUCUCUCCUUCAGCACACCAGGAGAUUCAAAAAUAUCGUUGUUCAAGUUCAGGGAGGAGACAAGAACGCAGCAGAACCAUGACACUGCUCCCUGGGUGCCAAAUCUACGUACUCUCACCGCGCUUGGAGACAAGGCCAAGAAAUAUAACGCUCCUCAUGGGCUGCAGAGCCCAGGACUAAAGGCAUGAAGGGUACUUCAUUCACUGAUGUCAAAUAGGAGGUGACACUUUCUGUGCAUUCACAGCAUUGCAGUGAAGCAUCCUGCUGUCCCAUGGCUCAACUCGACCCAGCAACGUCCAAAGAUCCAAAAUCCUGAGCAGCCCCACACAACCUGCAUUACUUCCCACUGGACCCACCCACACAGAUCUCAUCCAGUGUGUUUUGUGGAGGGAAAGGAGCUAAACCAAAUGCCAUUCCAAUCUGUAUGUCUCGAGUUGCAGCUAUUGCUGUGGAUGUGUUUCUUUAGCCAAGACAACUAGACUUUGCUAUCUAGAGGACCAAAAAUACAAAAGAUUACCACCAUUUUAGUACAUUGUAAUAAGUUGCCUCUGCUCAGAAAUAACGUGGUGAUUGCCAGGAUGCAAAUCCACUGCAACACAGUGGUGAAUAUUAGCCUAUUUUGCACUGCAACGGACAUGACCAAUAAUUAUCUCUGCAAAAGCAGUAGAAUUGGACAGCUGAGCAGAACAGCCCCCUCACACCUUCUGAAGACAAGGCCUAAGAUGUCUCUGCCUUGUGCAAAUGCAGCUUCUGCCAAUUUUUGCAAAGGCCUUAGAGUCGGUUUGAGCCUGCAAACAGAUCCAUGAUGCUCAAGCCCCCACUUUUUAGUGUUUAUGGUAAAGCUAAUAGUGCCAUUAAUCCAUUUUGAUAUAUAACAUCCAAUUUCCCCUUUAAAUUGCAUCUCAGUGCAAAUGGCAGCUUGAUUCCCGCUGUCAGACGAAUUCACAAAAUCAUGAUGAAAUAUAUUUAGUGACUUCCUAUUGUCAGGUUCAGCUGAAAGAUGGGGAAAUCUGCAGCAGCCUUUUGAAACGGGGUGAUGGGGCAUUUUGGAGCUGAUAUUUACAGAGCAAAACCUGAAAAAUAAAUGUUUGGCCUAGGCUGAAGCACUAUGAAACAAAGAAGAGAGACAUGCAUUAUAGGUCAUGCUCAGUCAGUCUGGAUACUCCCUGUGCACCUCUGCCCCUGGUCAGGCUCUCAGGACUGGAUUUAGCAAAGCCUCCUUUGCUCUUCUGCUUCCUUUCACAAUUCCUGUAUUCCUUCUCCUGGAUGUAAUUGAACUCCUUUUAAUCAAAAGUUUUGUUCUGUUGGUUUUUUUGUGUUUGCUUUAUUAUUAAACAAAGCAAUAGGUGUUUCUAGAAGAAAGAAGUCACUGUCAACAAUGCCUGCAAGGUUUCCCUUGAAGAAAAUCCAGCUGCAAGCUCCACUGCUUUUUUCCUGCCCUUGAGUCAUUUCUCCAGCUAGUGGCUGUUUAUGUGGCUGUUUAUGGAUCAAACCAUGAUACUCAAAACAAUACAUCGUAUACGAUGAUUCACACGUGCUUUAUACUAAUCAUGACUCAAAUCUGGUUUUGCAUUUUAAAUGAAGUGACGACUUUUUUUUAAUUUUGAAUUUCUACCAAUAGCAGUGCAGUCCAUCGCUGCGUCCAACCAGAUGGGGAAGACAGGACUGGAGUUCAGAUUGCAAAACACUGCUGGGAAUUGGUUUGCUCGUGGGUACCUACAACAUAAGUGCCCUUACACCAGCGGGCGACCCAGAGCCAAGCCCAGGAGGACUCUGCCCCAGUGGUGGGUGCUUUUCCCCACAAAUGGGAGCUGUGCCUCCCAUCCUGCCCUCACCCCAGGAGCAUACAGCCUCCAACUGCCACUGCACGAGACCCUACUUCAUUUCAAGUUCUGUCCUUGGUUAUGUCCUGUCCUGCUUUGCAGUGAGAGUCACUGUAUCUUGAAACCGCUGUCUUCAGCCUAAUCCAUCAGUUCAAGAGAGAAACACCUGAGUUUGACUGCACAAAAUAAAAACAGCUGCUGUAGGCAUAAACCUGUAACUGCUGUACUCUACAGAGGGAAUAUUUUUCCCCUACCGAGGGAUUAGAGGAUUAGGAGAGAUAUUUUCUUGUUUUAAAUUAUUUCCUUUGAAACAUCUCUCUGUGAAUUUAGGGAGAUACUUUGACAGGACACAUGGAAAUGGAAUUUCUUUCUCCAGUAGAUGUACCGAGCUGGGGAGCUCAUCUGGCACAGGUGCCCAAGGGUGCAAGGGCUGAAGGACUGGAGGCAAACAGAGCACUGUGCUAGCUCAGACCAAUCCAUCCCAUAGCUCUGAGCUCAGCUGAACUGCCCACGAGCAUUACUAGAAGAAUCUUUGUUUAAAGAGGCCUGAUAUCAGAGCAGUCCCACAUAGCCACGUACUCUGAGUUUAAAAAGAAAAAAAAAAGGACUUCGCGGAGAUUUAGGGGAUGAUGACAAAGCUCCAGUGCAAAGAAGUCAGAAGACAGGCAUACUUCACGCCGCUGGACAUGCUUCCAAGGAAACCAGACCAACAUUACAUUUCCGUUCUCAUGAACGGAACAAUAGGUUAAUAUAGAAGAAUAAAAGAGGCAAUUGAACUUGAAGAACCCUGUCCUUGAAGAUAGGACUACCAGAGAUUGUUUGAGAAGUGAAUUCAGCUACAAAUUAACUUCCAGAUAACUUGUUCAGUGAGCAGCUUGAGCUCCGGCCCACCUGGAAUAACCCCUUGCUGCCUAUAUAACAUAGUAUGCUUCUGAAGCUGAGGAGGGGGGGGAAGAGAAAAGCCCCACAGAUUCAACUAGCAAGAGCCAGAGACACACAUCUGCGCUUUGCUUGAUUUGUGAGCAAAUCUAGGAACCAAAAUAAACAAACCAACCCCGAAUCCAAACCAUCUGGAGGCAAGAAAUUACCUCCCGGAGAGCUUGCCUCUGCCGCAACCAACACGUGUAGCUAAUGACAGCCCGCAGAGCAUCUCAGCAGCUCUACCACAGGCAAACUGUUUCUACCCGCACCCCAGCAACGCAGCCCGCCUUCAGCUGGCUGUCCGUAACGCUGAGGAGCAGAGCCGGGGGAGACCAGAACAUCCCCGGGGGACACGCUGCCCGCACCCGCUUCGGGCUCCGGGGCAGGAGCAGAGCACAGCACCCAGCUGCCCUGCUCGCCCCCGGCUGCCGAGAGCGGGCACCGAGCUGCGCCGGGCGGCGAUGCCCCUCGAGUGUGGGGGACGGACGGGAACGCGCAGCGCGGCGUUGGCCAGCAGGGGGCGCCAGGCGGGCUGCACCGCCCCGAGCCGCGCUGUCACUCAGCGGGCUGCCCGCUCGCCAGUGGCCGCAGCUCCGCGCGGAGGCUCGAGUAGGAGUUGGUUUUCUUCUCACACGUGUAUAAAUCCCUCGGAGUUGUUUGUUGUUUUUUUUUUUCGUGGUUGUUUUACCUUUCUUGCCAUCGAAGCCCCGAGCUGCAGCAGCCCGGCCGGCAGCCGCGGAUCCGGCAGCGUGCUGCGGGGCUUCUCCCUCCGGAGGAAGCGGCUCGCUGCUCGAUUUCAAGCUCGCUUCCUCCCGAGGCAGAGGAGCAGCCCGUGACUGGCACGAAGCUCACUGUAAAUGAAGGUUUUUCUUUUUAAAGUUUCUACUUGCAGAAGUGUCUAACAAAAGCCCCUGCUCGAUUCCACCCCACGUGCAUUGCAACAACUCGGAAGGAAUUGUUUUUCCUUUUGCUUUUUUCUUUCCCUGUCUUCUCCCCCCCUUUUUCUUUUCUUCAUUUUUUAACCUUUGCUCUGCCGGCUCUGCUAUCUCUUGCAAACUCAGCUGACGAUGAACACCACACGCUUUGCCUUUUCAUUUCAGCCUGUGCUGCUUAAUGUCACUGAGGACUUCAACGACUCAAUUCUCAACAACAGGAGCAGUGAUGGAUUCUGCGAGCAGGUCUUCAUAAAGGCUGAGGUCUUCUUGACUUUAGGGAUCGUCAGCCUGCUGGAAAACAUCCUCGUCAUUCUCGCAGUGCUGAAGAACGGAAACCUACAUUCUCCCAUGUACUUCUUCCUCUGUAGCUUGGCUGUGGCAGACAUGUUAGUGAGCAUGUCGAACGCCUUGGAGACCGUCAUGAUCGCGAUCCUGAGCAGCGGCUAUCUGAUCAUUGAUGACCACUUCAUUCAGCACAUGGACAAUGUUUUUGACUCAAUGAUAUGCAUUUCUUUGGUAGCCUCCAUUUGCAACCUCUUGGUCAUAGCCAUUGACAGGUACAUAACUAUUUUCUACGCUCUCCGUUACCACAGUAUCAUGACUGUGAAGAAAGCUUUAACCCUCAUUGUGCUCAUUUGGAUUGCCUGCAUCAUCUGCGGCAUCAUAUUCAUUGCCUACUCGGAAAGCAAAACUGUCAUUGUCUGUCUCAUCACCAUGUUCUUUACCAUGCUGUUUCUCAUGGCCUCCCUUUACGUUCACAUGUUCUUGUUCGCACGCCUGCACGUGAAGCGGAUCGCAGCCCUCCCGGUGGACGGGGUGCCCUCCCAGCGGACCUGCAUGAAGGGCGCAGUCACCAUCACCAUCCUGCUGGGCGUCUUCAUCGUGUGCUGGGCACCUUUCUUCCUUCACCUCAUUCUCAUCAUUUCUUGCCCGAUGAAUCCAUACUGCGUCUGCUACACUUCACACUUUAAUACUUAUCUGGUCUUGAUAAUGUGCAACUCGGUAAUCGAUCCGCUCAUUUACGCUUUCCGGAGCCUGGAGAUGAGAAAGACUUUCAAAGAAAUUGUGUGUUGCUGCUAUGGCAUGAGCGUGGGGCAGUGUGUGCUGUGAACACCUGGCUUUGUGUGGGGAGCAGAGGAUGCAUACAGUAGGUGAUGAAUGCGUACGUGGAUGUGGAUACACAGCAGCUUCAUUUUAGAAGCCCUGCUUGAAGAAAGGGCACAGGAAAAUAAAUAACUUCUGUUUAAUGCCUUGAUUUAUACUUCAAGAUGAAAAAGAUUCAGCUAAAUAAUUGAAGCUAUUGAAAUGGCUGUAACAAAAUGAAAUCCAAAGCAGCUUGCUAAGUAGAUGAAAAAGUGUGAAAUGAGGAAAAAAGAAUCCUGAAAGUGAGCGUUACCCUACAGAGAAAGGAAUAACAUUCUGUCUCUCUCCUCCAUUUGCACCUGUUGCUUUAUCUCUGUGCCUCUAUUAGUGAAGUCAGUGUUCCCUAAAAGAUUCCAUUAGUAACCUCUCCAGAAAGCUGUUCCCGUGCAAGACGAAUCAAAACACCGAUAGGGAACUGCUUUGCUCUGAUGUCUCCACCUUUUAAUAAAGGAACAGACUGAUAUUUGUGCUGCAUGCUAUAAAGCAAACCAAGAAAAGCCUUAAAAGGAUGAAAGCAAACAGUCCCCAGCACCAAAGUAUUGGUGUUAAAGCUACACGGGCUCUUUGGAAGCAGGCAUGUAGCUAAGUGAGGUACCUGCUGACAGGCAGCUGUGGCUCCUAUGCACUGAGAUGUGUAUGUCCUGGGUCAGUCUGUUUUUAAAGAGCUUUAACCUGACAUCAGUGGAGCAAAACUCCUGCAUUGAAAUCAAGUAAGCAACGUGUUCUUUGCAGUCAUUUACAUGUGCAAGUUGGUGGCAUGCAAAGCACGCAACUUCAGCUACAAUAGUUUAGUGUUUUCCCCUGCUUCUUAUAGGAAGAAACCAUGUAAGAGGCAGUCAAGUAGCAUACUGUAACUGAGCAAAAGCAGACAUGAUUGGUGUGUAACACAAUGUACAGGCUGUAUCACUGUCAUCGCAGUGCCACACUAAGAGAACUCUAAGCCAUGUUAAAGUCUGCUUAGCAGCUUUCUGAUCUCUUGCUUCUAGUAAGGGCAGUUGCCUGAAACCCUCAGG
Molecule: messenger RNA, 6711 nt
Organism: Numida meleagris (helmeted guineafowl)
Lineage: Eukaryota; Metazoa; Chordata; Aves; Galliformes; Numididae
Gene: MC3R
Product: melanocortin 3 receptor
Exons: 1
Coding region: 4688-5665 (325 amino acids)
Biological process (GO): G protein-coupled receptor signaling pathway
Cellular component (GO): membrane
Molecular function (GO): melanocyte-stimulating hormone receptor activity; peptide hormone binding
Source: RefSeq, a predicted model, not a curated record